Molecule: messenger RNA, 1023 nt
Organism: Papaver somniferum (opium poppy)
Lineage: Eukaryota; Viridiplantae; Streptophyta; Magnoliopsida; Ranunculales; Papaveraceae
Exons: 1
Coding region: 1-1023 (340 amino acids)
Source: RefSeq, a predicted model, not a curated record
AUGGCCAUGGUCAAAAGGAAAGCAACCCCCAAGACCGAAAAAUCGAAGGAAUACUGCGACUACCACUGUUUCAAUGGGCACCCAACCGAGAAGUGCAAGAACUUGAAGAUAAUGGUCCAAAAGCUUAUCGACAACGGAGAACUGAAGCAAUACAUAAGGAAGGAAGAAGCAUAUGACAGGUCGAAACGAAGCAAACAAGUUCAACUGCCUGAAGGCAAUCGAACACUAAACACCAUUUCGUGUUCGGAAGCCGCUGGACCAUGGUUAACAGCACAGAUUGGAAAAAGGCUGAGAAAGCAAUUCGAAGACUACUGCGAGCUGUACAAGAUCGAUGGGGUAGAUAUAGACGAUCACGAGCAAUGGAUGGAUGCACCAAUCACUUUUGAGGCAGAUGAUGUGGAGGAAGACAUGGAGGAUCAGAAUGAUCCUUUGAUCCUCACACUUCCCAUAGCAGGGUGCAACAUCAAGAAGAUCCUCAUUGACGAAGGAAGUUCAGUCAACGUCUUGUUCUAUGAUACGUUCAAACGAAUGGAGCUAGACGACGAGCAGCUGAUAUCUCCGUACCACACAAUUUAUGGAUUCAACGGGGCUCCUACGAAACCAUUGGGGGACAUUGUUCUACAAAUAAAUGCAGGACCGAUGAAGAUAGACACCCGUUUCAGCGUGGUAGACGCUCCUCCCCCCUACAAUGCUAUCAUCGGACGAAUAUGGGUACACAAGCUCAAGGGGAUAGCAUCAACUUAUCACCAGUGUCUUCGAUUCCCAUCACCCGAAGGGAUAAUGGAUAUCAAGGGUGACCAGGUCACUGCUCGGGAAUGCCAAGCUAUGCAAAACCAGCUCAAUAAUGAGCUAAAUGAGCAACGAAAAUCCCGCAGAAGCCGGAACAAGGAAGCUGCCAAAGAAAAAGCCAUUGAUUUGUACCUCGAAGGAAUCGCAGAAAAAAGCCUGACGAAGGGGGGAGACGUCCAAUGCGCUGAGGCAAGUACCUCAGCGGCCAAGACGACAGAGGAGCCUACCAAAUAG